Molecule: messenger RNA, 465 nt
Organism: Histoplasma capsulatum G186AR
Lineage: Eukaryota; Fungi; Ascomycota; Eurotiomycetes; Onygenales; Ajellomycetaceae
Exons: 2
Coding region: 1-465 (154 amino acids)
Source: RefSeq, a predicted model, not a curated record
AUGGCCAGCUCUAUGUCAGGGGUCCAAUCAGAAAUAUACCAGGUUCUUCAGAAAGCACAGGGUUCUGCUGUCCCUGUAUUUCUGGGGAUGAUUGAUUUGAAAUUGUUCCUUUUCCUCCAUGGUGCUGGGGACAUCCGCCACAUGCUUCUCAUGGGUUGGGCGGGGGAAAGUAUAGAGAACGUCAAAGACAAGGAAGUGCUAAGUCGUGAGAUUUCCAGGUCGAAGAGGGAAAUCCGCAUGCUGGGAGUGGUACAUAAAGACCUGCGGUCUGCCAACAUGUUAUGGAAUAACGAACUGCACCGGGUUCUGAUCAUAGACUUUCACCGUACACCAAUUGCCAUCAUGUCCAACUCUGGGAACUGGCCGAUGGCGCAACAUAUUGCAGGGACAGUUCAUCGAUCAGAUGAGGGUGCAUUGAACAUGCUAGGAGAAACGGUGUCUAUGAACAGAGGGAGAUUUCUAUGA